ACCUGAGGGAGAGAAGGAGGGGUAGCUUACGGAGGUAGCUUACCCCUCCAGGUUGACCCUUUCUUGAUGGACAACCUUACGUUCGCGUUCUUGUAGGGUUUAUUUGAUAGAGUACUGUAGAGUAGAAGGAACUACGUAUACAUACAUUACUUUAUCAUUAUUCUUAUUCUUAUCCUUACCCUUAUUCAAUCCAUUCCCCCCCCACACAAACCUCAAAAAAACGAAUCUCCUCAGCGCAGAAAUCAGAACACCUCGCCUUCUAGUUCUGAUUGUGGAAAACAAGAUGGCGAUGAACGUCGAGGGCAAGACAGCGAUCAUCACAGGCGCAGGAUCAGGGAUCAACUUCGCAUACGCAAAGCUGUUGCUGAGCAAAGAAUGUAAUGUCCUUGUCGCAGAUCUGGCAUUACGACCCGAGGCGGCGGAGGAGUUUGAAAGGUAUCCUUUGAGUGAGGGUGGUGCGAGAGUGGUGUUUCAGAGAACGGAUGUCGCGGAUUGGAAGCAGUUGGAGAAGAUGUUUAAGGUGGCUGUUGAGGAGUUUGGAGGUGCGGAUAUUGUUUGUCCUGGGGCAGGGGUUUAUGAACCUGUAAGUUUCUUUUCUUUUUUUAAAGAAAAUCUAUGAGGAAGAGGGAGGUACUUGUAGAGGAUGGUAGAAGGAGAGGGAAUGCAAUGCUAAUGCAUAAUAUCAGCUGUGGUCAAAUUUCUGGUACGCACCUGGAACCGCACCAUCGAAAGAUGACCCCGCAGCAUCUCGAUACGCCCUCGUUGAUAUCAACAUCACCCACCCCAUCCGCGUAACCCAAAUGGCCAUCGCGCACUUCCUCUCGCAGAAGAAAUCCGGUACCGUGGUCCACGUAACCUCCAUCGGCGGCCAAUGCCCAUACUUCCCCACCCCCAUCUACGUCGCAUCCAAACACGCCAUCAACGGGCUCGUUCGGUCCCUCGCACCGCUCGAAUCACCACCGGCGCAUAUCCCCAAGAUCAGAGUUAAUGCCGUGGCGCCGGCGAGGAUCCUGACGCCGUUGUGGACGGACAAUCCCGAGAAGAUGAAGAUGGUGGGUAAGGAGGGGAAUUGGGUGAUGCCGGACGGUGUGGCGCAGGUGAUGUUGGAUUUGGUACAGAAGGAGGAGUAUGUUGGGGGGAGUAUUGUGGAGAUUGGGAAUCAUGUUAGGAUGGUGACUGCUUUUGAUGAUGCGGGACCGCAGGGCCAUGGGAAUGGGCUGAGUCAUGAUGAAAAUUAUGAUGAAGAGAUUUGGAAGAGUAUGGAGGGGUUGAUGGGAUAGAAGAUAGAGAGGGAGUACGCGAUGGUUCUACUGCAGAGCCCAGGACGGUGAAAAGCAUACGGGGUUUCCCGAAAUGGUGUAAAGUUGUUGACUCCAACAGACGGGAACAGACGGGAUGUUUUCGAGC
Messenger RNA from Hymenoscyphus albidus, 1407 nucleotides. The record is from the annotation of a GenBank genome assembly. Lineage: Eukaryota; Fungi; Ascomycota; Leotiomycetes; Helotiales; Helotiaceae.